Molecule: messenger RNA, 1847 nt
Organism: Dromiciops gliroides (monito del monte)
Lineage: Eukaryota; Metazoa; Chordata; Mammalia; Microbiotheria; Microbiotheriidae
Gene: LSP1
Product: lymphocyte specific protein 1
Exons: 11
Coding region: 153-1289 (378 amino acids)
Biological process (GO): signal transduction; muscle contraction
Molecular function (GO): actin binding; myosin binding; calmodulin binding
Source: RefSeq, a predicted model, not a curated record
GAGAGAGAGAGAGAGAGAGAGAGUGGGAGAGAGGGAGAGAGGGAGAGGGGGAGGGAGAGAGCCCGGCGGGAACAGCUUCGGCCGCGGCAGGCGCCCCCUCCUCCCGUCCGGUCGGUCCCGGGGCUGGCAGCCCCGCGGUGCCCGGGGGCACUAUGAACGGCAGUGGCGACAGCGGCGGCAGCAGCGCGGCGCUCCUGAGAAGACACUCUAGCAAACAGGGCUUACAGAACCUGCUGAGACUCACCGCCCAGUGGAGCGUGGAGGAUGAAGAGGAGGCCGCGAGGGAGCGACGCAGGCGGGAGCGGGAGAGACAGCUGCGGUCCCAGAGUGAGGAUGGUCUCGGUGGGACCAGCUCCUGCCCUGACACAGAGUCCCAGCAGCCGGAGCAGGAGAAGCUCCUGGCCCUGAGGCCUGCAGAGCUGGAGGAAGACGAAGGCUUCAGUGACUGGUCGCAGAAGCCAGAGCAGAGGAAACAGAGGUGGGGUCCAGAUGGGAGCCUGGAUGGUGGUGAGACCCCCCAAGAAGAAAGCCCCGAAUAUGAAGGGUGCGCAUCCUCCAGCAGGUCCUCACAUCGCUCCUAUGAGGAGGAGGAGGAAGAGGAUGACCCUCAUCUGAGCCAAACCAAAGCCAGCCUGAGCCAGCUCUAUGUGGGCUCCAUGGCCAGUCCUGAGGAGGCCGUGGCCCCAAAAGCCAUCCCAGAGGAAGAGAUGGGCCUUCUGGGGGUGCAGGCUGAGACCGAGGGCAGGACAGCGCUGCUGAGGGAGGCCGACAUGGAGGAGAUGGAGAGGCAGCCCAUGGCCCCCAGCCCCUCAGGCCCAGAACCUGGUGAUGAGCAGGGCCCAGUGCCCCUCAGUCCCACCACCAAGCUCAUCGACAGGACCGAGUCCCUGAACCGUUCCAUAAAGAAGAGUAACAGCGUGAAGAAGUCGCAGCCCGCCCUGCCCGUGUCCAAGAUCGAUAACCGGCUGGAGCAGUACACCCAGGCUGUUGAGACUUCUGGCAAGACCCCGAAGCUGACCCGACAGCCCUCUGUGGAGAUGCCCAGCAUGACCGUGGCCAACUCCAAAAACCUCUGGGAGACAGGGGAGCUUUUGGCUCAGUCCUCAGCCAAGAGCACUCCAUGCAAGGAUAUCGUGGCUGGAGACAUGAGCAAGCGGAGUUUUUGGGAGGACAAGGGAGGCAGCAAGACUUCAUCCACCAUCAAGAGCACCCCCUCUGGGAAGCGGUAUAAGUUUGUGGCCACUGGGCACGGCAAGUACGAGAAGGUGUUGAUAGAUGAAGGUCCAUAACCCAGCCAAUGUCCAGCUGUUCCACUGCUGAACCUCAGACCCCAGAUGCCUUCAUCCUGGACAGACGGACGCUGCUUCUACCCUGAAGAAGGCCCCCCCCCCCCUUCCCCCGCAGCUCCCUUGCCUGUGGCUCAUCUGCUACGGAACGCCUCAGGCCCUCUCCCCAGUUCUUCACAGAGAUCUCUUCCCCACCAGAUCUUUUACUCGACCCUGGUGUCUCUCCCUCCCACUUUCCCUGCUCUGUCCUCUGGCUUCUCUGAUUGUCUUGUAGCUGGGAAUGGGGGUGGGUGGCAGGCGGUUGGCUCUGAAGCCAUGUGCUGCCUUCUUGCCCCUUGGGAGGGCUCUCUCUCCUCCCCAUUGGCAGGCUGAAGCAGUCAAGACUGGCCCUCUAAGCUCAGAGAGCUGCCCCAUGGGUGCUGAGACCUCUGGCCCCGCCAGACAAGGGCUCCCAUCCCCGGCCUCACCCCUUCCCAGCUUCCUGCUUGCCCCUCUCCGUCCUGUGUCCUGGAUUUCUAGCAAUUUUGUAAGUGCUUAAUAAAGGACCAGAGGUGGUUAUAA